UUUCAUUGAACUGAUAACUACAUCAUGCAGAAGAGUUUAAUAAUAGUUUAUCUCGUAUAAAAAGUCUGCGACGGCUUUCAAAAUCAAAAACUAAUAAUUUAGAGCUUUUUUCACAUCCAAACAUUAAUUAUGAAGUUCUCAACUACUUCUUUAAUAAAAUCUAUGAAAAGCUAUGCUAGAACGCUACGUCAUUCACUGAACAGAAUUACUUGCUAAUAUAAUUCGAAAAACUUUAUACAUCAUCAUCUCAAUAAUCUUACAAAACUGAAGUCAUAAGAGGUCUGUUUCUCCAAGCAAAAAGUAGGUUUGUAACCGGGCUGAUUAGAUCUAUUAUCAGGUUCUUUUAAUUAUAGCUUUAAGAGAAUAACCCUUUCCCUCCAACAGACUUUGGCCUUUGUAAACACCAGUAGAGCAUAAACAGUUCACUUCUUCCUGUGAAUGUUAAAAGUUUUGUAUUGAUCUCUUCCAAAUCUUUAAUGAGCUAGAAGAAGUCCUUGAAUUUUUCGAUAGUAUUCGUCUUGAAAUGGAGGAAUUCUUUGCUAGGGCAUUAAAAACCAUAUUUAUCACUUCAGAGACAGGUUCAAAAUAAAAAUAUUUUAAUGGGUUUAUACAGGUUUUGCAAAUUCUUAAAGGCCAGAGUUUCCGCAAAUAAACAAGGAUCGCUCUGUUUUUAAGUAACUCUCUUUCAAUUCCUUAAGAGGUAAAGUUUCUUUUCAAUCCAUGAGCUUCAUUUUGCAAGGACCUAUCUAAAAUGUCUUCUUAGAAAUACGGCAAAGAGUAAUAUAAAUGCGGUAUCUAUCUUUAGAUGAGCUAUAUUUGGUAGUCAAGUCAUACAUUAGCUGGUCAAUAGACUAUGCUUAGGGUGUAUUAUAGGGUUAGCUUAAAUUUGCAAUCAAUGUCUCCUGAGGUUUUAUGAUUAGGACACUGCUAGGUAAACCUUAAGCACUCUGUUCUAUCAUUUGUUAAAUAUUAUUUUGAAGGGUCAUUAUGUUGUGCAAAAUUGUUUGGUUUUGAAAUAGAAUCCUUAUUGCAUAAUGUUAAUAGAACAGAUAUGAUAAAUCCUUUUUAUUAGUCUUUAGCUUUGGAGGAAGGAACUUGGUCAAAAUUUUUGAUUUC
Moneuplotes crassus is the source of this 1116-nucleotide messenger RNA. NCBI's taxonomy places the organism in Eukaryota, Ciliophora, Spirotrichea, Euplotida, Euplotidae. The record is from the annotation of a GenBank genome assembly.